AUGUCUGAAGAAAAGGAACUUGUUAAGAAACGAGGUAGUUUUAAGGGACGUUUGACGCUAUUCAUCAAUUACCUGGAUGGGUUGCCAGAAUUUGAUGAACAGUUGGACAGUUGUACGGUCAGGGAAUUGCAAUUACGGAUGGGGAAGAUCGAAAGUAUGUAUGAACUUUACAAUGAGGUACAGUUACGUUUAGAAUGUUUAGCUGACGAUAUCAAUUUUCGAUUAACCGAACGAGCUGAGUUCGAAUCUUUGUAUUACAACUCACUGUCUAGGGCACAGGACUUACUAUGUAAGUACAAUAAUGAUAAAGAGUCGGUAAGUAGUGAUAAAAUUACCCGUAUUGGUCAACGUAAGCCUGUUAGGUUGCCCACCAUACAGCUCCCAAAGUUCAACGGGACCUAUAGCAAUUGGUUGGAGUUCCGUGACACUUUUAUCAGCCUUAUUCAUUGUAACGACGAAAUUGACCAAAUUAAUAAAUUCCAUUACUUGCGAGCGUCCUUGGAGGGAUCUGCUGCUGUUGUAAUUCAUGCCGUUGAGUUUUCAGCCGGAAAUUACGACAUAGCUUGGAAAUUGAUAUGUGAUCGUUUUGACAACAAAAGAUUAUUGGUGCAGAAUCAUUUAUCCUCCUUAUUUAAUUUAAACACUAUAGUGAAAGAGUCAUCUUUUGUGUUAAAAGAUUUAAUUGAUCAACUUAAUAAAAAUCUACGUGCAUUGGAGUCACUAGGUGAGCCUGUGAAACACUGGGACACUUUAUUAAUAUAUAUAGUGACUUGUAAAUUACCUCAGCAAACAUUGCGUGAGUGGGAGGAUCAUAAGGGUCGCAUAGAUAAAGAUAAUAAUAACAUUUAG
This is a messenger RNA of Amyelois transitella, 849 nucleotides long. RefSeq lists its product as uncharacterized. NCBI's taxonomy places the organism in Eukaryota, Metazoa, Arthropoda, Insecta, Lepidoptera, Pyralidae. The record is from RefSeq and is a predicted model, not a curated record. Bases 1 to 849 code for a protein of 282 amino acids. The transcript has a single exon.